AUGGCUGAGGCAGAUCCUCACCCGGACAGUAACAACUCAGUUUCUUUACUUCUACUCGGGGAUGCAGGAUGUGGGAAAUCAACAUUCUUAGCUCGCUUGAAGAGUGGAAGACCGUCCCCAUCAGGGCCAUCUGAUAAUGAACCGAAUACUCUUGAACUAUUACGAGAUGGUGAUCAACCCUUCAUUUACGACAUCCGGUUCUCAAAAAAGACAUUCACUCUAGAACUUUACGACACAUCUAACCCAAACCAGCAUUGGACAGGCCUUCGACCUGAUGUGGUUGUUUUAGCCUUUGAUAUCUCCAAUCGAGACACACUUGCUGGACUAAAAGAGUGGCGAAAUGACAUUACUCGUUACUUCCAGUACGGCCAUGGCGAGCGCCUUCCAGUGAUGAUGAUAGGCCUGAAAAGGGACCUACGGAGAGAAGGCGAGGGAAUCAUCUACCCACAAGAGGGCUAUCGUAUUGCGCAGGAACUUCGUUGCGAUAGAUACGCUGAGUGCUCGGCUAUCACAGGCGAGCUGCUCGCAGAGACGUUUGAAGAUCUCGCGAGACUGGCGGCAAUGACGACAACUGAAAAAGGUGGCCAGUCUGAGGGCACUUCCUGUGUUAUACUUUGA
This is a messenger RNA of Penicillium verrucosum, 618 nucleotides long. RefSeq lists its product as uncharacterized. Gene Ontology annotation, molecular function: GTP binding; GTPase activity. The record is from RefSeq and is a predicted model, not a curated record. Gene Ontology annotation, biological process: small GTPase-mediated signal transduction. The coding region runs from base 1 to 618 and encodes 205 amino acids. The transcript has 4 exons. Lineage: Eukaryota; Fungi; Ascomycota; Eurotiomycetes; Eurotiales; Aspergillaceae.